This is a messenger RNA of Stegodyphus dumicola, 2004 nucleotides long. Its product is annotated as cuticle protein 10.9-like. Lineage: Eukaryota; Metazoa; Arthropoda; Arachnida; Araneae; Eresidae. Gene Ontology annotation, molecular function: structural constituent of chitin-based larval cuticle. The record is from RefSeq and is a predicted model, not a curated record. Gene Ontology annotation, cellular component: chitin-based extracellular matrix.
UAUAUAAACGGCCGAAAUUUCGAGAAGUGUACAAUUCAGAACUGUUUCUGCAGUCAGUUCUCUCCAAAAUUUCUACAGUGGAAAUUAAUAUUUAUCCAUUAUGCUCAAGGCACUCAUUUUCGUUUCCUUUGCUUUCCUGGUGCAUGCACAAUACCGUCAGGAUUAUAACGGUAUUCCCAACCCCUACCAAUUCAGUUACAGCUCGCAAGCUAUCGGUGGCGGUAGCUCCCACCAAGAAUCUGGAGACGGUAAUGGACGAGUAUCCGGAUCGUAUUCUGUGGUAGACGAAGAUGGUCGUUCAAGAACCGUAGAAUACGUUGCUGAUGAAUUGGGUUUCCGUCCAAAUAUCAUCACCAAUGAACCAGGCACUAGCAACCUAAGCCCUGCUGAUGUCACCGUCUCUUCCAGUGCCGAUGAUGGAUAUGGGGGAAUCCAAACUCUAGGAGCACCUCCUCGUCCAAUUGCAGACUUCGUUCCUGCAAGCCCACCUGUAGUACCUGUUCAACCAAGAGUUCAACUUGUACGCGUACCAGUUCCGUACUAGCUCAAACCUCAGUUCAUAUUGCAAUAAAGGCAACAGCAAUUGCCUUAAUGUUGAUGAAAGCAGCUUAGGAGCUUUGUUUCUCUCUGUCCUUGAAGUCUGCUGUAGUUUCUGGUUUCUAGUAGAUUUAUCUGCUGCUUUUAAGAAUUUUAUUCCUAUAUUCCGAUAUCUUCUAAGACUAUUCCAUAUUUAGCUUGAACCUGCGAAAGUAAAAGAAUUUUUCAAAAAUUCUCUCACCAAUGCUAUAGCUUUAGCCAUAAUUUUGCAAAACAUAUUCGAGUAAGUUUAACUUUACUUGAGGUUAUGCUAAAAAUACCUGAAUAACUAUCUCUUACUUCUAAUUUGAAUAACGCAUUGUGUCAUACAUUUGAAAUAUAAAUUUUCUAAGGAAUUAUUCUUACCAUGUGCCUUCGUGUGUGAUGGCUAAUGUAAGCAUGUAAUGUAAGCAUGUCUAGCUAGCAGUGGAGAGGUCAAGAGUUCGAAUCCCAUUAAGGACCUUGCGGAUUUUUCAUAUUUCCUAAGCCGAAACCUAAGGACGAAUAAAUGAAAAUAAACCUAAGGACCUAAAACGAAGUAAACCUAAGGACUCUGCAACUUUAACAACUUCAUAUUUUUCCUAGCCAGCUUGCUACAUUUUUAUUGCCUAUAUUUUCAUUGUGGAAGGAAUUACACUUCACUGUUGCACAAAAAUUACAGCAAAGUUGUAGUUUUAAAUUUGUGAAGACUCAUACAUUGGUCCGGCUGUUUGAUUCUCAUUUAUAAAUACCUUAACUAGCUAUUUUUAUUUUGCAUAAUAUAAAAGGAGGUAAAGAUAUCAUUGAAAUUUUAUGUUCGAAAUUAUUCGAUAAAUUUGAAAUUCGUUUAAAAUUUAACUUUUUGCAUAAUUUCAAUAUUGUAUUAAACACUUCGGUUAUGAAAUUCAGAUUAAAAAGCAUUUUUGAGAUGGUGAUAAAACUGAUUGUGUGCUAUUUAAUUGAAGAAUUUUUACUGAUAGAAACCAUACCUUUCUGAAUUUUAUAUUAAUAGAUAAAAUUCGAGGAAGGAUAACACCAUUAAUGAGAAGAAUUGAGGAUGUUAGUUGAACCGAUUUUAAUAUCUAUUGAUGGUGUAUAUAUGAACUUAUGAUAGAAUUUAUGUUUUAUUAAAAACUUAUCUUGAAUCUAUUCAGAAGAACAAGUCUGGCUUUAAAGAACUAGAAGUAUGUCUUGCAUGUUAUUAAAAUAUUUUUAAUGUUAUAUUAUUUCUUUCACACUGAAUAUGAAGCAGCGAUGAAUUACACAGUGUUUUGGAAAUUGUCUGGAGGAGCUUUUACUAUCUGUACCUGUUCCAUACUUUAUUGUAUCUCUGUUUUUAUUUGCAUGUUUGUUUCAAUUCAAUCUUUCGGUUAUGCUGCACAUUCAUCAACGUUUAUUUGCAUAGCUGUAUUAAUACAAUUAUCAAUAAAAUUAUAUUUAUUUAAUUGG